AUUAUGUUAAAAGGAAAAGAAUACAUAAGGAAAGGGCAAAGAGGAUGAAAUGACCUAGGACACAUGAAAUGGGUAGAAAGAACUAUAAUCACUCCUUCCAAGAAGUUGAUGAUCCGAAGACCAAAACCGUUUAAGUUGUGAAGAAAUCGAACUCUGGUUCCAUUGGUUCUACAUCUUUUCAAUGGCGAAACCCGAGAGUAUGAAGUUAAAUUCAUCAAAGCUACCCCAAAAAAUCUACCCCUCUAAUGAUCCAUCUGAAUUCAAUCCUCUUUCCUAUUCCCUCGAAAAGUUUCGCCUCUAUGAAACACGUGCUAGGUUUUAUUUAAUAGGUAGUGAUAGGAAUAAGCAGUUCUUUAGAGUGCUAAAGAUUGAUAGAAUGGAGCCUUCAGAUCUUAACAUAAGUGAAGACCCAGUUGUGUAUCCCCCUGAGGAAAUAAAAAGUUUACUUCAACGGAUUGCUGAAGGAAAUAGAGCUACUGGGGGCUUGAAUUUUGUGGCUAAAGUUUAUGGCAUUGCUGGUUGCAUUAAAUUUUUGGAGUCACAUUAUCUUGUAUUGGUGACAAAAAGGCGCCAAAUUGGAUGUGUAUGUGGUCAUGCAAUAUAUAGUAUAGACGAGAGCCAAAUUAUUGCAAUACCUCAUGUCUCGGUCCAAACUGAUGUUGCUCAUUCGAAAACUGAGUUAAGGUACAAGAAGCUUUUGUCUAGUGUUGACUUGACAAAAGAUUUUUUCUACAGUUAUACGUAUCCUAUAAUGCGAAGCUUGCAGAAAAAUGUCUUGUCUACUGGUGAGGAUGGGAUGCCAUAUGACAAUCUUUUUGUCUGGAAUAGUUAUCUAACACAUACAAUUCGAUCAAGAUGCAAGAACACAAUGUGGACAAUUGCUUUAAUUCAUGGGCACUUUAAGCAGGUGUUUGAUUACUUUUCCAUUACAUUUUUUGAUAACCGAGAAAUCCUCGAGGGCUGGUGGUGCACGGUUCAGAAUUCGGCAGAUAAUGGGCUACUUCUCUACCUUCUCUGCUUAAAUACUAAGCUUUUGUCUGAGACUAGGCUAUCAAUAUUUGGAAAAGACUUCAGUGUUUCCCUGGUUUCUAGACGUUCUCGGCAUUUUGCAGGAACACGGUAGGCCAAGUGCCAUUUUCAUUUUUUAUUUUCUAUUGUAAUUUCCCAAAGGUUUUCUUUUGUUUGCCAGCUUCUUAAAUUGACGAUCUGUACAAACCAAAAAGUUGUAAACAAUAAACUUAUCUUUUCUCCACACUAUAGAAGAAAAUUGAAAUAAAAGACAUAACUUGUCCGAGGAGACGUUGACAAGGUCAAUUUGCUUA
Molecule: messenger RNA, 1322 nt
Organism: Capsicum annuum
Lineage: Eukaryota; Viridiplantae; Streptophyta; Magnoliopsida; Solanales; Solanaceae
Product: phosphatidylinositol-3-phosphatase SAC1-like
Exons: 5
Coding region: 182-1123 (313 amino acids)
Biological process (GO): phosphatidylinositol dephosphorylation
Cellular component (GO): intracellular membrane-bounded organelle
Molecular function (GO): phosphatidylinositol-3,5-bisphosphate 5-phosphatase activity
Source: RefSeq, a predicted model, not a curated record